Molecule: messenger RNA, 3849 nt
Organism: Equus quagga
Lineage: Eukaryota; Metazoa; Chordata; Mammalia; Perissodactyla; Equidae
Gene: HDAC5
Product: histone deacetylase 5
Exons: 25
Coding region: 359-3766 (1135 amino acids)
Biological process (GO): chromatin organization; negative regulation of transcription by RNA polymerase II
Cellular component (GO): histone deacetylase complex
Molecular function (GO): histone deacetylase activity
Source: RefSeq, a predicted model, not a curated record
UCGGGAAGGAGGAGCAGGGAGCCGGGCCCAGAGCUGUCACCCAGGGCUGGGAGGGAACACAGAGAGCCCGCCUUGCCUGCUGAGCUCCCCUUCCUGUCCUCUGAGUGCUGAGCCAUACCCCAGCUCCAGAGAGCUGGGGAAAGCCUGGUAGUCGAAUGCCCCUCUAGAACAGAGCUGGGCCUGUAGGUCUGGGGCCUCCCAGCUCCUCCUGCCGCUAGGAGCGCCCAGGCCGGAUGAGGCACCUCCCCACAGCGUGGGUCCCAGCAGCAGUGGCCUGAGGGAGCCCCUGAACAGGGAGGGCUCCGCCCCACCACCUUCCCUUUGGCUGACUCCCGCCUCAGGCGGCCCCCUCCCUGGCAUGCUGCUGGUACCCAAAGCUCAGGGGCUCGUGGAGAUGCUGCAGACCAUCUAUGAGACAGAAUCCUGUUUCUCAGCAGAUGGGAUGUCAGGCCGGGAACCGUCCUUGGAAAUCCUGCCUCGGACCCCUCUACACGGUAUCCCUGUGGCAGUGGAGGUGAAGCCGGUGCUGCCAGGAGCCAUGCCCAGCUCCAUGGGGGGCGGGGGUGGAGGCAGCCCCAGCCCUGUGGAGCUGCGGGGUGCUCUGGCAGGCCCUGUGGACCCCGCGUUGCGGGAGCAGCAACUGCAGCAGGAGCUCCUGGUGCUCAAGCAGCAGCAGCAGCUGCAGAAGCAGCUCCUGUUCGCUGAGUUCCAGAAACAGCACGACCACCUGACACGGCAGCAUGAGGUCCAGCUGCAGAAGCACCUCAAGCAGCAGCAGGAGAUGUUGGCAGCCAAGAGGCAGCAGGAGCUGGAGCAGCAGCGGCAGCGGGAACAGCAACGGCAGGAGGAGCUGGAGAAGCAGCGGCUGGAGCAGCAGCUGCUCGUCCUGCGAAACAAGGAGAAGAGCAAAGAGAGUGCCAUCGCCAGCACUGAGGUGAAGCUGAGGCUCCAGGAAUUCCUCCUGUCGAAGUCAAAGGAACCCACGCCAGGCGGCCUCAACCAUUCCCUCCCACAGCAUCCCAAAUGCUGGGGAGCCCACCAUGCUUCUUUGGACCAGAGUUCCCCUCCCCAGAGCGGUCCCCCUGGGACGCCUCCCUCCUACAAACUGCCUUUGCUUGGGCCCUACGACAGCCGUGAUGACUUCCCCCUCCGCAAAACAGCCUCUGAACCCAACUUGAAAGUGCGUUCGAGACUAAAGCAGAAGGUGGCCGAGCGGAGAAGCAGUCCCCUCCUGCGUCGCAAAGAUGGGACUGUCAUUAGCACCUUUAAGAAGAGAGCUGUGGAGAUCACAGGGGCUGGGCCUGGAGUGUCGUCCGUGUGUAACAGCGCGCCAGGUUCUGGCCCCAGCUCUCCCAACAGCUCCCACAGCACCAUCGCUGAGAAUGGCUUUACUGGCUCAGUCCCCAACAUCUCCACUGAGAUGCUCCCCCAGCACCGGGCCCUCCCUCUGGACAGCUCCCCCAACCAGUUCAGCCUCUACACGUCUCCCUCUCUGCCCAACAUCUCCCUAGGGCUGCAGGCCACGGUCACUGUCACCAACUCACACAUCACUGCCUCCCCGAAGCUGUCAUCGCAGCAGGAGGCCGAGAGGCAGGCCCUUCAGUCCCUGCGGCAGGGUGGCGCAUUGACGGGCAAGUUCAUGAGCACAUCCUCCAUCCCUGGCUGCCUGCUGGGCGUGGCACUAGAGGGCGACACGAGCCCCCAUGGGCAUGCCUCCCUGCUGCAGCAUGUGCUGCUGCUGGAGCAGGCCCGGCAGCAGAGUACCCUCAUUGCUGUGCCACUUCACGGGCAGUCCCCGCUGGUGACAGGUGAACGCGUGGCCACCAGCAUGCGGACAGUGGGCAAGCUCCCGCGGCACCGGCCCUUGAGCCGCACUCAGUCCUCGCCGCUACCCCAGAGUCCCCAGGCCCUGCAGCAGCUGGUCAUGCAGCAGCAGCACCAGCAGUUCCUGGAGAAGCAGAAGCAGCAGCAGCUGCAGCUGGGCAAGAUCCUCACUAAGACUGGGGAGCUGCCACGGCAGCCCACCACCCACCCUGAGGAGACAGAAGAGGAGCUGACGGAGCAGCAGGAGGCCUUGCUGGGGGAGGGAGCCUUGACCAUACCCCGAGAAGGGUCCACGGAGAGUGAGAGCACGCAGGAAGACCUGGAGGAGGAAGAGGAGGAGGAGGAAGAUGAGGAGGAGGAGGAGGAGGAGGACUGCAUCCAGGUCAAGGAUGAGGAGGGCGAGAGUGGCGCUGAGGAGGGGCCCGACUUGGAGGAGUCCAGUGCUGGUUACAAAAAGGUGUUCUCAGAUGUCCAGCAGCUGCAGCCGCUGCAGGUGUACCAGGCACCCCUCAGCCUGGCCACUGUGCCCCACCAGGCCCUGGGCCGCACCCAGUCCUCACCUGCUGCCCCUGGGGGCAUGAAGAGCCCCCCAGACCAGCCCACCAAGCACCUCUUCACCACAGGUGUGGUCUACGAUACCUUCAUGCUCAAGCACCAGUGCAUGUGUGGGAACACACAUGUGCACCCUGAGCACGCCGGCCGGAUUCAGAGCAUCUGGUCCAGGCUGCAGGAGACAGGCCUGCUUAGCAAGUGCGAGCGGAUCCGGGGUCGCAAAGCCACGUUGGAUGAGAUCCAGACUGUGCACUCCGAAUACCACACCCUGCUCUAUGGGACCAGCCCCCUCAACCGACAGAAGCUGGACAGCAAGAAGCUGCUCGGCCCCAUCAGCCAGAAGAUGUACGCCAUGCUGCCUUGUGGGGGCAUCGGGGUGGACAGUGACACCGUGUGGAACGAGAUGCACUCCUCCAGUGCUGUGCGCAUGGCGGUGGGCUGCCUGGUGGAGCUGGCUUUCAAGGUGGCGGCUGGAGAGCUCAAGAAUGGAUUUGCCAUCAUCCGACCCCCAGGACACCAUGCUGAGGAAUCCACAGCCAUGGGAUUCUGCUUCUUCAACUCUGUAGCCAUCACAACCAAGCUCCUGCAACAGAAGCUGAACGUGGGCAAGGUUCUCAUCGUAGACUGGGAUAUUCACCAUGGCAAUGGUACCCAGCAAGCGUUCUACAAUGACCCCUCUGUGCUCUACAUCUCCCUGCAUCGCUAUGACAAUGGGAACUUCUUUCCAGGCUCUGGGGCUCCUGAAGAGGUUGGCGGUGGGCCAGGCGUGGGGUACAAUGUGAACGUGGCAUGGACGGGAGGUGUGGACCCCCCCAUCGGAGACGUGGAGUACCUAACGGCCUUCAGGACAGUGGUGAUGCCCAUUGCCCACGAAUUCUCACCUGACGUGGUCCUAGUCUCUGCCGGGUUUGAUGCUGUUGAGGGACACCUGUCUCCGCUGGGUGGCUACUCUGUCACCGCCAGAUGUUUUGGCCACUUGACCAGGCAGCUGAUGACACUGGCAGGGGGCCGGGUGGUGCUGGCCCUGGAGGGAGGCCACGACUUGACCGCCAUCUGUGAUGCCUCUGAGGCCUGCGUCUCAGCUCUGCUCAGCGUGGAGCUGCAGCCCUUGGACGAGGCAAUCUUGCAGCAAAAGCCCAACAUCAAUGCAGUGGCCACACUAGAGAAAGUCAUCGAGAUCCAGAGCAAACACUGGAGCUGUGUGCAGAGGUUUGCCGCUGGUCUGGGCCGUUCCCUGCGGGAGGCCCAGGCAGGUGAGACAGAGGAGGCUGAGACUGUGAGCGCCAUGGCCUUGCUGUCGGUGGGGGCUGAGCAGGCCCAGGCUGCUGCAGCCCGGGAGCACAGCCCCAGGCCAGCAGAGGAGCCCAUGGAGCAGGAGCCUGCCCUGUGACGCCCUGGCCCCAAUUCCCUCUGGGCUACAUCAUUGUGAUUUUGUUUAUUUUUUCUAUUAAAAACAAAAAGUCACACAUUCAA